Molecule: messenger RNA, 3363 nt
Organism: Pedinophyceae sp. YPF-701
Lineage: Eukaryota; Viridiplantae; Chlorophyta; Pedinophyceae
Source: the annotation of a GenBank genome assembly
AUGUCGAGCGUCGCGGACUCUGAGCGCGACUCGCGGUCCCGGGAGGCCCUGGACCGCGCGAAGGCGAAGGUCGUGGCCAGGUUGGGUGGGGGCCGUGUGGCGCGCGAGGCGGCCCUGCGCGCCGCCCGCGCCCGCGCCACCGGCGCCGACAGCGUCGACACCAUGUUCGAGUACCGCCCGGAGAAUCCGUUCAAGCCCAGCUGGGAGGCUGAAGCCCCGAAAUCCCCCACUGCGCCCGGGGCGAGGCCGCUGGGCGAGCACAACGGUCCGAAGCAUGGCGACGACGGGAGCGAGGUGCCGCCCCCGCAGCCAGCGCUGAUGCAGACGCAGCAGCUGCCGCGCCAGCAGCCGCCCCCGAAGCCGUACCGCAGCACGGAGGGCCGCGGGGGCCUGACGCUGUCCAUGCCCGACUGGAAGCGCGCCCAGCCGGGUGCCGCGCAUGCCGCCCCGGUCAAGGACGCCGCGUUCGAGGCGCUGGCGCCACGCUCAGUGUCGUUCGACUGCCUGCACCCCGCGCUGGCGGACGAGCACUUCCUGCGGACCGACGACCACGAGGAGGCGCUCGCGGCGGACAAGACGCGCCGCGGGUUCGCGGUCGAGGCCGAGAGGAAGCACAUCCAGCGCAUGCGGGACCGCGAGUUUGCACGCAAGGUGUACCACGAGGCGCCGCGCGGCGGGCAGCGCGAGGGCACGCCGACGGACAAGAAGCUCCGCCAGCUGCAGCGCGAGGGGCAGCGGUGGCGCCGCGAGGCCGCCGCGGCACGGCAGCGCGCGGGGGACGCCAUCGAGGCCUCGCAGCGGGCGACGCGCCGGGCGUCGCGCGAGGGCCUGGCCGCGGACAAGGCGCCCGGCGCGCCGCGCAGCCCCGCCGCGGGCCUCGAGAGCGGGUUCUCCGCCCGCAUCGGCGACAUCAAGCGCAGGAUCCAGCUCCACGCCGCAGAGGGCGGCGUGAGCAGCAGCCGGGCCGGGUCGUCCCGGCACAGCCCGUCGCGGUCCCGGCGGCGCACGCGCGUCAUUCCGAUGCCCGAGAGCGACGACCCGCGCACCCUCGCGGACUUCCUCGCGGACCAGGCGCGCAAGGCGGGCGACAAGGAGCUGGCGGACAUCCUGGCGAAGAUCGUCGCGCUGUCGCGGCAGGGCGAGCAGUUGGCGCAGGGGGACAUCGACGAGGACGAGACGGUCACGGCGGAGGCGAAGUACGUCGAGGAGCGCGCGCGGGAGUACUUGGCGGAGCUGGACGAGGCGAUGCGGCGGCGGAGGGCCAAGGCGCUGGCGUCGGGGGACCCGGAGCACGCGUACAACAGCGACGAGGAGCGGGAGAAGGACGCGGAGGAGCGCGAGCGGCUCGAGCAGGAGCUCGCGAAGCCGGCGGAGCAGCGGGACGCCGAGCGCAUCGAACGGCUGAUUCGCGAGGAGGAGGAGGCGCUCGCGAAGCUCGAGAACGCGUGGGAGAAGCAGGACGCGUGGAUGGACGCGUACCGCAACCAACCCAAGGUCCAAGUCCAACGCCGGAGCACCAUCAUGGGCCGCCUUUCGUUCAUGGGCGGCGGCAGCAGCCACGGCGCGUCACCGCAGCGGCAGGCACGCCCCUCGGAGGCGUGGGCCUUGCAGUCACCGAGGCCGACGGGCGCUGGCGCCGCGACUCUCCGCGAAGUCGCCGAGUCAUGGGAGCCCGGGUCGCCAGCGAGGGACCAGGGGGGUCCCAGCAAGCCGGCAUACAUCAAGAACCCCAACACGACGGACCUCGACGAGGAGCUGCGGCCGUUCGUGCCGCAGUACGCCAGGGCCACGUACGAGCACGGCGUCGUCCGCCCCGGCGAGCACACCACGGGCCUGGACAUCGUGCAGGCCUUCAAGGAGGUCGAGAAGCCCCCGCCGACCGUCCCGAAGCCGUUCUCCUUCGAGCUCCGCGAGAAGAAGAAGUCCAUCAUGCAGGCGCGCCUCGAGCAGGACCUCGAGGUCCGGCGGCAGGAGGAGCUCCGGGCGUCGCAGCGCACCUUCCGCGCCAACGACCUCCCGGCGUCGACGACGGAGCCGCGGUUCGAGGCGAUCAUGGUCGAGCAGGAGGUGAAGCGCGCGACGCAGCACCAGCGGUCGCUCGCGAAGGCGUGCGGCAUCGCGAAGCCGUUCGCGUUCGAGGAGCGCGAGCGCGAGCGCGAGGCGGCGCGCGCCGCGGCGAUCGCGGCCGCGCGCGACCCGAACCGCUUCCAGCGCCGCUUCAAGGCCAACCCGAUCCCCGCGAGCAUCCGCGAGGAGCGCUACGGCGCGAUGGUCGCCGGCCUCGAGGAGCGCAAGCAAGCACUGCGGCAGCGCGCCGAGGCCAAGCUGGCGGCGAGCCGCAUGCCGCCGCGGCUCGAGCAGUACGCGCAGCAGGAAGCCGCGGAGCGCGCGGAGGCGGCCGCGGACGCGGCCGCGGCGCAGCGGGCCCGGCGGGUGUCUGCGGGCGGCGGCGCGGACCCCAAGCUGUGGAAGAAGAAACACAUGACGCGGAAGAUGGGGUCGGUGCCGGACUUCCAGCGGCUGCAGGCGGAGUUCGCGGCGCAGCUGGCGCACGCGAAGGCGCGGAACGCGGCCCGGCAGACGGUGCCGCGGGACUUUGCGCUGACGGGGGCGACGGCGGAGGAGCGGGAGGCGGCGCGGGCGGCGGACGCGGAGCGGCGGCGGCGGCGGCACGCGCACGACGACAAGCUGCGGGAGCUGCGGUGGCCGUACGCGUCGACGCGCGAGAAGGUCCGGCCGACGCCCCCCCCUGCGGAGUACGGCCCGACGCCGUUCCGCGUGUCGGACACGCGCGCGAACGUGCUGCGCCGCGAGCGCGUCAAGGACGACGCCGAGCGCGGGCGCUACAUGGAGGCCGAGGAGCGCCUCGCCGCGGACCGCGCGCGCUACGAGCGCGAGAUGGAGGCGCGCCGUCGGGCGUACCUGCGCAUGAAGGCUGCGCGCGACAAGGCGGACGCGGCGGACGCGGACGCGGACGAGGCGGCGGGGCUCGGCGGGGUCGCGGAGGGGGCCGUCGCGGACGCCGCGGGCGCGGACCGGGCGCUUGCGUGGCAGAAGCGGCAGCACGAGGCCGUGCGGCGGCAGGAGGGGCAGGACAAGGCCAAGGAGGGGGCGGAGGAGGCGCUGCUGGACGCGGGGAUGGAGGCGUACCGGUACGUGGAGGGCGUGCACGUGUCGCGGGUCGGGCAGCACGGCGCGGUGGUGGGAUCGCGCGACGCAGUGCACAAGGUGCGGCAGGGGGUGGGAAUGCAGCUGGGGCACGACUGGGGGUGCGAGCGGUGCGAGUGGGGGGAGUCUGGGGAGCCGUGCGGGAACCCGAAGCCGCUCGGACGGAUCUGCGUGAAGCUGGAGCCGCGGGACUGA